This is a messenger RNA of Jaculus jaculus (lesser Egyptian jerboa), 705 nucleotides long. It is a transcript of the gene Il22ra2, whose product is annotated as interleukin 22 receptor subunit alpha 2. Gene Ontology annotation, molecular function: protein binding; interleukin-22 receptor activity. The record is from RefSeq and is a predicted model, not a curated record. Bases 1 to 705 code for a protein of 234 amino acids. The transcript is spliced from 5 exons. NCBI's taxonomy places the organism in Eukaryota, Metazoa, Chordata, Mammalia, Rodentia, Dipodidae.
AUGCCUACACACUGGUUCCUCUGUUUCCUCAUCAGGUUGGUCCUGGCCGGCAGAGGAGGUGAGAGAGGAGAAAGUCAGACAGCCUAUGAACCUCUGAAGCCUCAGAGGGUCCGAUUCCAAUCUCGGAAUUUCCACAACAUCUUGCAUUGGCAGCCUGGGCGGACUCUUGCUGACAAUAGCAGUAUCUACUUUGUGCAGUAUAAAAUGUACGGAGAGAGACAAUGGAAAAAUAAAGAGGGCUGUUGGGGGACCCCAGCACUCUUUUGUGACCUGACCAACGAGACGUCAGCUCUGGAGGAGCCUUACUAUGGGAGGGUGAGGUCGGCCCGGGCCGGGAGCUAUUCAGGCUGGAGCCUCACGCCACGCUUCACUCCGGUGUGGGAAACCACACUAGACCCUCCAGUCGUGACUGUGACCCAAGCUAAUGCAUCUUUGCUGGUGGGUCUCCAUGCUCCAAAUUUGCCAUAUAGAGACCAAAAUAGAAAAAAUAUAUCUAUGGAAGAUUACUAUGAGUUUGUAUACAGAGUUUUUAUAAUUAACAACUCACUAAAAAAGGAGCAUAAAGUGUAUGAAGGCACUCAGAGGGCUGUUCAGAUUCAAGCCCUCAAGCCUCAUUCCAGUUACUGCAUAGUGGCAGAAAUAUACCAGCCCAUGUUGGACAGAAGAAGCCAGAGAAGUAAAGAGAGCUGUAUGAAGAUUCUAUGA